This is a messenger RNA of Tetrahymena thermophila SB210, 2532 nucleotides long. RefSeq names its product WD domain, G-beta repeat protein. Gene Ontology annotation, biological process: protein phosphorylation. Lineage: Eukaryota; Ciliophora; Oligohymenophorea; Hymenostomatida; Tetrahymenidae. The record is from RefSeq and is a predicted model, not a curated record. The transcript is spliced from 6 exons. Gene Ontology annotation, molecular function: protein binding; protein kinase activity; ATP binding.
AUGAUUUUAAGUGAAAUUAAAGAUUAAAUAAAAAUUACUUAGCAAAAUGUAAAAUCUCAUCCUAAGUGUUUAAAGUCCAUAACAUAAUUCUCAAGUGUUAAAGUAAUUGUAUAAUCCCAGUAAAACUUUGAUAUCUAAAUUGAAAAGGUAAGAGAAGUUCUCCCUAAUUAGAAUGUGAAACAUCUUAUUUAAUACAGAUUUAAUAGAAAAAAUAUGAAAGUAGAUACUUUUAUUAAUAUGCUUAAUUGCUUAGAGGUACUUUCAGAGAAUAAGCAUUUUUUAAAAAUGCAGUUUUACCACUUUUCUAAAGAUAGUGAUUAUAUUUUAAUUUUAUUCGAAGAUUUCGGAUAAAAUAUGUAGGAUUUGAUCUCUAGAAGCAAUUUUUCAAUAGGAGAAAAGCAUGCAAAGACAUCUUUUAGGGAUAUUGCGAAAUCUUUAUUUUUAGUGGAUUCAGUAUAUAAUGGAACUCAUAACUUAAACCUUGAUUUCAUUCUACUUCCAAUGAAUAUCUACAUUGACAUAGAUAGCGAUUCACAAAGAGCUCGUGCUAAAGUUAUUCCUUUUGACUUUUUAGGUUAAAAAAAUGAGCUAGAUGUAAACGAAAUGCCUAAAAAUAUAAUUCUUUCACCAGAAAUGUUAAAUGUACUUCACUCACAAACUUCAGAAUAGCCACUUGAGUUAUAAAUGAAAAAAAGUAAUUCAUAUGUUUUAGGUUUAGCUUAUUUACAAUUGCUUAGAGGUAAAAAGGUGCUAGGGUAAUCAGAAAGAGAAAAAGAAUUGGGAAAUUUACCUUCUGUUUAGAAAGAAGGUCCAAAUGAUGAAAUUAUAAAAGAUAAUUUAGAAAAACUUAUUGUAAAAGGUAAAAAAAAUGGAUUAAUAUUGAUACUAGAACAGUGUCUACACUAUAAUUUAGGAGAAAGAAUAGGAUAUGCAGAUCUUUAUACAAUGUGUAAAAAUCCUAUUCUCUUCCUGAAGCAUAAAUAAAUAAUAGGGCAAUUAAAAUCUAGCUAAAGAUUGUUUGCUUAAUAAACAAAAUCAUAUCAAGAAGCAUUUAAAAAUGCCCUUGAUGAAAUUUAAAGUAUCUUAUAAGAAUCAAAUGGAGAUAUUUAGUUCAUUAAUUAACAAUUCAGCACUAUUAAAUAAGAGUUUGAAAGCAUAGAAGUUCCUUCAUUUUCAGAUGGAGAUGAAAUCUCUUCAUAUCAAAAGCAAUUUGAGCCAAAUAUGAAUGACGGUUUCAGCUCAAAUAAUAUAUCAGAUAAAAGUAAGGGGUUAGAUAUUGAUAAGAAAACUUAAGUUGAAAGUGUUUUAGAAAAAGAUUUAUCUAUUUCUUACAACACUUAUAAAUAAAAUGAUGAAAUAAAUAAAACAAAAAGAAUUGAUUCAUCUUAAUAUGAUAAUUAGAGAUUAGGAACUUCAAUAAUUAAGGUAAGAAGAAUUAAGGAUCAAGAUUUUUAUAAUCCUUACGGAAUAGGUACUAACAAUCAUAAAAUAAUAGACUAUGCGAAGCCUAAAGAAAAAUAGCUAUUAAACUAGUAUUAAUCUAUUGUUGAUGGAGAAGUAGUUGGUAUAUAUUCAGUUCUGGCAGUAAACGACUAUCUUAUAGCUACAGGAGGAGAUGAUUCUUCAAUCAGAAUAUGGAAUAUGGAUGACAAUAAAAAAGAAUGUAUUUAAGUAUUAAUUGGGCAUAGUAACUCAAUACAUUCCUUAUGUUUACUGAUACCAAGCAAAGUGAUUGCAUCUGGAAGUUCUGGAGAAAAUGCCUCUAUAAAAAUAUGGAAUAUUUCUGAUGGAGCAUGCAUAAAAACUCUAAAAGGUCACACUGAUACAAUAAGCUCUAUAUGUAAAACUUCAAAUGAAUUAAUAGUAAGUGGAAGCUAUGAUAGCACUAUAAAAGUAUGGAGAUGGAGCACAGGUAAAUGUGAAAAAACAUUAAAAUAACAUCAUUUCGCAAUUUUAACUGUUUGUGUUAUUGACGAGAAUACAAUAGCUUCUGGAUCAGAUGAUUGCACUAUAAUGAUUUGGGACAUAAGAAAAGGGACUAUGCUUUUAGACAUUUAAGGUCAUAACUCUUGGGUCUAAAAUUUGACUUAUAUAAAAAAAUAUAAUUAACUUGUAAGCUGUAGUGGAGAUGGCACAGUCAGGUUAUGGAACAGAAAUGGUUAAUAAGAAUAUAUUUUUUCAGAUCAUAAUGGAUAAGUUAAUAGUGUUGUCUAUAUAGAAGGAAAAGAUUUAUUAGUAUCAGUUGGUGCAGAUCAAAAGAUAAAUAUUUAUAAAUUGUCAUCAAGGCAACUAAAAUAGAGUGUAGAAAAGGCUCAUAAAGAUAGUAUACUAAACGCAACUUAUUUAAAUAACAGUAUUGUUACUACUGGAAUAGACAGUAUGAUUACUAUUUGGUAAAUUGCUUAGAAUUAAUAAGAAAGAGAUCAAAGCUCACACAACAAUUAAUUAAAUGAACCUUAGAAAUUAAUUGCUCCUCUUUCUAUAGAUAAGCCCAAUAUUUAAAGUAUUUCAAAUAAUGAAGAUUCUGUAUGA